AUGGGAGCCAGCCAAUCUAAAAAGAAUCAACAAGCACAACAAGUUCAAACUCAACACACACCACUCCGAGAGGAACGAUCACAGAGUUUACAUUCAUCAAGUACUCCAAUUCCUGUCAAGAGACAAUCCUCAACACCUGUUGUUUCCCUGACCAUGAAACGAAAGACCUCACUUUUCACAGCAAAGAGUGCAAGCCCACCUCCAACACGAGUCCAGUCAGCAACGAGAAAUUCACCAAUAGUUUCGGCGGCUCCUGAAUGCAGAAAUGAAGAUGACUUGAUAAUUGGUACUCCACCAAAGAAAAGAAAUAGAUCCUUCUCCAUGCCAUAUAAAGUUGUUCCACUGAAUGUGAGUAGUGAAGAAUCCAUGUGGAGAGAAUUAAGGAAUGCUAAUAAUGGUGAAAUGCCAACUCGAUGCCAAUCAGCACAUUCAAUGCCACAAAGCCCAAUCUUACCAACUAGUCCAACAAGCCCAGAAGGUCGUCUUCUUCGACGAUUGUCAAAAGCUCACUCUAAGAGUGAACAAGAUUUACCAUCCAUUCUCGUCACACCACCUAAAGAGAUCUCCAAUUUGGAACACUUAUCACCUUCACAACGAAAGAAAUGUCUAGCCAAAAGUCCAACAGUUUUAUCUGGUCUGAAAACGCCGUACAUUAUCGAAACUGGUGAAAAUCUUCCAAAAUCUCCAAUUUUUGCUAAGGGUGUUUUAAUUAAUGCUUAG
Messenger RNA from Naegleria gruberi, 720 nucleotides. RefSeq lists its product as uncharacterized. Bases 1 to 720 code for a protein of 239 amino acids. Lineage: Eukaryota; Heterolobosea; Eutetramitea; Acrasida; Naegleriidae. The record is from RefSeq and is a predicted model, not a curated record. The transcript has a single exon.